AUGUCUUCUCAACUCAAUCGAUACUGGAUACCCAAUUUUGACAUCAACAAGAGAGUAAUCACCAAGGAAAUCCAGUACUACCUGGGACCAGAAUCUACGCUGAGGCCAUAUACUCGAGACGGAGAAGAUGGAUAUCUGAUUAGCACACCUGGAGAGUGCCUGACGGAUGAGCAGAUAGACGAUAUCUGUAUUAAGUCAAAAGAACUCUGGGAAAAGCAGGCGGCGGCUCGAGCAAAGAAAGAGUCAGACAAGCAACUGAAGCGACCGCUACAUCAACCAGUCGUCAUCUCGAGAGGCUCAAAAUCGCGUUCAUCAAGAUCUCAACGUCCAGAUCACAAAAGCUCUUGA
Messenger RNA from Sclerotinia sclerotiorum 1980 UF-70, 348 nucleotides. RefSeq lists its product as hypothetical. The coding region runs from base 1 to 348 and encodes 115 amino acids. The record is from RefSeq and is a predicted model, not a curated record. Lineage: Eukaryota; Fungi; Ascomycota; Leotiomycetes; Helotiales; Sclerotiniaceae. The transcript has 3 exons.